Molecule: messenger RNA, 1977 nt
Organism: Salpingoeca rosetta
Lineage: Eukaryota; Choanoflagellata; Craspedida; Salpingoecidae
Exons: 17
Coding region: 93-1583 (496 amino acids)
Biological process (GO): intracellular protein transport; signal transduction
Cellular component (GO): early endosome
Molecular function (GO): phosphatidylinositol binding
Source: RefSeq, a predicted model, not a curated record
CACAUGCACGACAACAAGAACAAGGAACAAGGAACAAGGAACAAAGCACGCACCACGCACCAGCAGCGACAAGAACAACACACGCAGCCACCAUGCACCUGUGCGUGUGUGGCACGGAAGAGUGCUACGACGAUGCAGACGCCCAGACGGGCAAGCACACGCGGUACCAGAUCCACGUCAAUGGCUGCUACCACUGCUCUGUUCGCUACAGCGAGCUCCUCAACUUGCACUCCCAGAUCAGACUCAGUUUGGGUCCGUCACGCCGCGUUCCCUCCCAAGCGCCUCAUGCCCUAUACGAUGAAGGGGUGGAGCAGCGUCGUCGCGAGCUCGACAUCUAUCUCAGAGCAGUUGCGCAGCAUCAGGGCAUCCGCCACAGCGGCAUCGUCGCAGCCUUCCUCGACAGCGCUCUCAAGGACGAUGAUGAUGGCGACGGUGAUAAGGAUCACGGUGAUAAUGGUGAUGUUGAUAAUGGUGAUGUUGAUAUGGUUGCAAACCAUACAUCGUCGUCGGCGUCAUCGUUGUCACCAGCCCCGCUCGCAAUCUCUCUCAUCACCAAGAAGGAAAUUACGGUCACGUGCACGCGCACAGACAGGACACCAGCAGUCUUGCAGCGUGCUUGCAAGCAUCUUCGUGUGAGCGAACAGUUCACCGACAAGUUUGCCCUCUUCCUCGUCACUGCGGACCUUGGGACGACUGUUCGCCGGCUGCAGUCGUUUGAAUCACCGCUCCUCUCUCUUCACCGCCACGGCAAAGACACGCACCGCAUCCAGUUGCGCAAAGGAUAUUUCGAUCCCGCGUGCGAGGACGAGAUGCUGGACGACGCCGCGGCACAACAACUCAUUCGAGCACAGGCUGUGCAUGAGCUGCGAGCGGGACAGCUGGCGUGUGAGGACGAACACAUGCACGAGAUCAAACGCCUCAAGUCCGCCGGCGACACACGCGCAUUCUUGCAGGCGUGUCGGCAGGUGCAUGGAUACAACGCGGUCUUCAUUGCCGAUUGCGCGAGCGAUUUUCCGCAGCCGAACACGCCCGCCACCCUCAUCCUCACCCACAACGCAGUCCGCAUUCGGACGGAGGGCGAUGACCGCCACGAAUUUGUGUUUCCAAUCCGUCGCAUUCGCCACUGGCAGGUGUCGGGUUCGUCGCCGGAGUCGCUCGCGUUCCGCUUCGAUUAUCAGCGCGAGGGCGGCACCAUCUCCACAAUCACCGUUUCGACGCCGUGUGCCAUCCAUGCGAGCAUGUGCCUGCAGGCAGCCGUUGACGAAAUUAUCCAACUGCGACAGCGGCGCAUCAGCGGUGACGAAGGCGACAGGAGACGGCCAAGUGAAGAGCAGCGAACACAACGACGACGACAACAACGACAGACCGGUGGCGAUGGCGGUGAUGGUGGGACACAUGCACGCAGCAGCCAUCAUGCGCACGGCAACGGUGCCAGCAGCGGCAGCGGGAAGAGGUCUGCGCCAUCAACACCCGCCAAGCCGACGAAAUCGCGAACGUCAGCAGUCAUUGAUGAGGCCGACAUCUCGCAAGGCCACCACUUUGGUCUGACACAACAGGACGUCUUUGGCGACAACGACCUCUAGAUCAACAACCAUCUCCAUUGCUCACACAUGUAAACAUCACACAUGCAUCAUACAUGUAUACAUCACACAUGCAUCUCACACAUAAUUCACACAUCACACAUCUCACAUCUCACACACAUACUCUUUCCACCUCUCUCUCGCAUGCGGAUUCACUCAUAUACAGCAUGUUGUGUACAUGGCUGUCCGCGCCCCCUUUUGCUCCCCCCACCCUCUCUGCCCACUGUCUGCUGGAUUAGCUUUCUGUCGCCUCUGGCCUUGGUUUCCCUUGUUCGGUUUCUAUUGACACGCCCACAAUAGGUUUCGUCAUCAUCGCACGGCGUGCGGCUUGUGUGGCAUGUUACAAUCAAUCUACGCAUGUCUCUGUCGACACUAUGCAUUGAACCGUGUUGAACUG